This is a messenger RNA of Girardinichthys multiradiatus, 3025 nucleotides long. RefSeq names its product Era-like 12S mitochondrial rRNA chaperone 1 (gene eral1). Gene Ontology annotation, molecular function: rRNA binding; ribosomal small subunit binding; GTP binding. The coding region runs from base 139 to 1491 and encodes 450 amino acids. Gene Ontology annotation, biological process: ribosomal small subunit assembly. Gene Ontology annotation, cellular component: mitochondrial matrix. The record is from RefSeq and is a predicted model, not a curated record. The transcript is spliced from 11 exons. NCBI's taxonomy places the organism in Eukaryota, Metazoa, Chordata, Actinopteri, Cyprinodontiformes, Goodeidae.
AACGGAAAGGGCUUGUCGUUGGUUAAAGCAACAUGGUGUCACCCUUUAGGCAAUGUGAAUAUAAACAAGUGGCUCAUUCUGUAACUGUAUUUGGUAUUUUAUUGUCUGAAGUCCAACAGUUUCGGGUUUAGCAACCUCAUGGCUCUCAGGGUGUGUGGACGUCUGCUCAGAAACGGAGCCGUCCUCUCCGGGCGGCUGGUCGGGUCUGCUCGGCAGGAAAGUGCGUCAUGCCUUCUCGCUGCGGGAAAUGCUGCUUGCAGCCAAGGAGGGAGGCACGGAUUCAUCUUCACUCCCGCCUGUUUUAUUACAUCCGAAGCAUUUCUCAGCGAACUGAUGAAAGGCAAAGCAGCAGAGACGGACAGUAGCAUUUAUCACCUUCCAGCCUCAGUUCCUCCAGACAGCAGUGAACAGGUUUCUUUGUUGCUGAAACAUCCUGAUCAGCCUCCUGACUCAAAGUUGUUGAAAGUGGCUAUAAUUGGAGCUCCAAAUGCGGGGAAGUCCACGCUGUCCAAUCAGCUCCUUGGCAGAAAGGUGUUUGCUGUGUCCAAGAAAGUUCAUACAACUCGGUCACGUGCGCUGGGCGUCCUCACAGAGACUGACACACAAAUUAUUUUGCUGGAUACCCCUGGUCUCACCACACCAUCAAAGGCCAAACGACACCAACUGGAGAAAUCAUUGCUUGUGGAUCCCUGGAACACUGUCCAAGACGCUGACCUGGUGGUUGUCAUGGUGGACGUAUCAGACAGAUGGAUGCGCUCAAGGUUGGAUUUUGAGGUGCUGAAAUGCCUGGCCCAGCAUCCGCAGAUCCCAGCCAUCCUAGUCCUCAACAAGGUGGACCUGGUGAAGGCCAAGGACACACUGCUGGACAUCACAGCACAGCUGACAUGUGGGGUGGUGAACGGGCGCAAAGUGCGGGUCAGGCCAGUGAUCAAGCCGCCAUGGGCUCAGAAGAAACCCGAGAGAACUCCUGAGUUAUCUCCUGAUGAGGACACUGCAGCAUAUGAGGAUGGUGCAAAGCCAAAAUCUGUGCUAAGCAGAGAGAAACUGAAGGAGCUGAGGAGUCAGCAAGGCUGGCCUCACUUUAAGGACGUCUUCAUGCUGUCGUCUGUGGACAGAGAGGACGUGGAGACGCUGAAGAACUACUUUCUAGUUGCAGCGAAGCCAGGAUCCUGGAUGUACCACAGUGAGGUCCUGACAGACCAGAGUCCAGAGGAAGUCUGCACCAACAUCAUCAGAGAAAAGCUGCUGGAGUAUCUGCCACAGGAAGUGCCCUACUCAAUGACUCAGUCUAUUGAACUCUGGCAAGAAGGAGAAAAUGGGGAGCUGGAUAUUUCUGUGAAACUGUACACCAAGAAAGAAACUCACAUGAGGAUGGUGAUCGGCACAGCUGGCCAGAUGGUGGCGCGGAUCGCCCGAGAGGCAGCGGAGGAUCUCAGCAGGGUCUACCUGAGGAACGUAAGGCUGAAGCUCUCUGCUAAGAUGGAGAAGUGACGAAGACUGAUGAAUCCUGUAAAACCAGGGCCAAUUCUGCCUGAUCUGUUGUGACUCUUUUCUCUUCAAAAGACAGAGCUUCAGUUAAAGAGGUUAGGAUCUCAUCAUGAGUCUGACAUGGAGCCGGAAGGCAGCAUAUGCUCUGUCUCCUGUCCAAGAACUGCCAAUGACCAGGCUCCUGUCUGAGGAAAGGACAAUUUUCUGUUUUAUUUCUGGUUCUGGAACCACUUUUUAACCUGUUUACAUGAAUAUGUUACUGCAUUUAGAGUGAGGGGUGCCCAAACUUCAUACACACAACAGACGUAUCUAAAUGUUGCAGCAGAAUAAACCCAGCUGAAGCAUUGGCAUAUUUUCGAGCUCUGAUACCUUUUUGGUAACAAACAUGACACGGCGGCUCAUCAAAUGGAUGUUUUGACACGACUUUGACAGCUCCUUCAUGGCUGAGCGGGUUUGGCAGGCUGUGAAAAGGCCAACGUUUUAUCUUUGGCACUCAGGGCUUUUUUUCCCUUGGCGGGCACAAAAAUGCAGUGUAGAUAAACUGAAGACGAGAGCUGCACCGUCAUGUUCACUCACAUGUCCCUGAUAUACCGUCCAACCCAGUUCCCUCCACCUUCAUCACGUUAGUCUUCUCUGCUGCCUUUUGAAGUGUAGCCAUCCAUUUCUGCGACCAUCACUUUUUGUUCUGCAGCUUUCCUCUUUCUUGUUUUUUUCUCCCUCCCUCCAUCGCUCACUCGCUCUGCUCUUUUGGCCCAGCUCUGCCUCGGAGGGCUACAUUGUCUCCCUAAUGGAUGGCAAAGUGGAGCACUAACCUGAUGCUAAAAUGGGUCAGAUAAUGGGGAUUAGAUUCAUUCCUGCUGCCUGUGGGUUAACUCAGCAGUUCAGGCCAUCUUCAUGAAUAACCAGCUAGUGCCCUGAAGUCAGGGAGGGAGGGAGUUACUCUCAGAAGCUGUCAGUCCCUGAAGCUCUGCAGAUUUAGGGACUGACGCAGCUGUAACCCACUGAUUCGACAGAGCAAAGAUUGCUGCCUUAGACAAGCCAAAUGCAGUUUAAAACCAGGAAAAUCAUUUAGAUCCUUGGAGUAAUGUUUUAAACUCAGAUUCUCCAAAUAAAGAGGCACUCAUGUAAGGGAGACAUCCAUCAUCUUUAUUUGACAUUAUUUCUUUGAAUUUAACAACACAACACACGAGUGUGUCCUUUCCUUCGAUGACAUUGAGUGAAGGCCGUAGAACCCUUACCAUUACUAAAACUCAGUAAUGGUAACGGUUUAACUGCCCCCCUCGGUUGUGUGUUCGGCCCUCCAAACAUUACAGCCUACGUCUUCUCUGGCUCCAGCGGAGGUGGAAUGAUACCCUGGAUAGUACAUCAUCUAUACUGUAGUGUCUCUUUAAAAAACUUACAGUAUAAGAUGAUAUCCUGUCCAGGGCACAAGACAGAACCAUCAUGCAGCUAGUCCCCAGAUUGUUUGGAAUCUGCAACAAAAAUUGAGAUAAAAAUGAUUUAAAACUAUAAAUAAAUUAUGGUUAAUAACCUUUAA